AUGGCUUCGAAAUACGUCGACAUUGAUGAAGAACCAGCACACACACAACGUUUUUCGGAUAUCGCUGGAGAACCUUGCCGAAUGCUAAUGCCGAUUCAAGGAUAUGAAAAAAAGCCUCUUGUUUCACUUGAAGAUGCUGUGGAACCUAUCGUUUCGUAUGUACCUGAUGUGAAACGAAUGGCCUAUAUUGCAAAAAUGAAAUGUGCAGAGCUUUCACCAGGAGGAUUACCCAUGGAUCGAGCAGCCUCAAUCACGCUCUAUUCAAUGGAAUGGGAGCCUCAAGAUGAAUGUCUGUAUUAUAUAUUAAAUCAGACACUACGAAAUGAAAAUCGGCAAAAACUGAAACCGUGGUUCCUUUAUCUCCGGCUGAUUCUUACUGCACUGGCUCAACUGCCGUCAUCUGUUCGUAAUGUUUAUCGUGGAGUUAAACGUGACAUGAGAAAAGAAUAUCCAGAAGGAAAAACAUUUGUUUGGUGGGGAUUCAGUUCUUGUACAUCCAAGAUAAACGUACUCCAAAAUGAACAAUUUUUGGGUACAACAGGUCCAAGAACUUUCUUUACGAUUGAAUGUAAUAGUGGCAAAGAUAUCCGAAAAUACUCCUGUUUUAAAGCUGAAGGUGAAAUUCUUCUUCCAGCCGCAAGACAAUUUAAAGUCGAAGCAUGUCUUAGCCAAGCAAAAGUUCCAGAAGCAGCAGCAGUAGCAAAAGUUCCAGCAGCAGCAGUAACAAAAGUUCCAGCAGCAGCAGUAACAAAAGUUCCAGCAGCAGCAGUAACAAAAGUGCCAGCACCACUAAAACCAAUUGGCAGUUCUCCUGAAUCAAAAACGACAACCACAGCACGGGAAGAUGCUGUUCUUGGCUUGUUUGGUUAUGAUGAUAAAAAACUUGAACCAUCUCCCUAUUCGAUCAAUUGUCUAUUACAAAAAUCAUCGAAACAUAUGAAAAAAUAUUCUCAUCCUUAUCCGUAUUCUGAACUUUGUUCUAAUAAAGACAAAGAGCCCAAUCUAACACAUGAAUCCCACAAAGUAGAACAAUGCUCAUUGAAGAGUUCGUGUCAAAAACUUGAUGAUCCUGUUCAUCGAGCAAAGUAUCGACAUCCAGGCUAUCCUGAUUUUCUUAUUCCGUGCCUUGAUGGAUUGAAUUGUCGUAAUAAAACAUCGGAUCAUCAGACAAAAUAUUCACAUGGUCAACCAGUAGAAAUAGCGCGCGAUAAAAUACAUGAUACAUCCCAUAAAUCAUCGAAACCCCAUACUGAAUAUGAUAGGAACAUUGGCGAAUAUCAUCAAUAUCAACAUCUAGGGUCUCUACUUGAAGUUUAA
Molecule: messenger RNA, 1317 nt
Organism: Rotaria sordida
Lineage: Eukaryota; Metazoa; Rotifera; Eurotatoria; Philodinida; Philodinidae
Source: the annotation of a GenBank genome assembly